UGUUAAAUAACUAAGAAAAAAGUACAUAUAUAUAUUUACUAUAUCUGUGGAGUGUGAUAUGAUUAUGACGCUAUAAGACUUCGGAAUGCUUUGGAAAUUAUCUGCUAAAAUUCUUAUAUUUUGUAUGGUAGUAGAUAUUUCUCUUGCUUCUGAUAAUUCUAAGCGUAAUGACAGUUACAGAUGUAGAUUAGGCUCGAAAACUCCUUAUAGAUGUGUAGCUAAUUAUGAUGAAUCAACAUUAGAAUAUCCAGAUUGUGUGGAGAAAAAGAUUUGGUUGAUUUUUCGUCAUGGAACUCGAUAUCCAGGCAAGAAGUAUAUACCUCGUAUGAUAGAAGACUUACCAGAGCUGCAACAUGUAAUAUUAAAAAAUUAUAAGAACGCAGCAACAAAUUUGUCAGCUGAUGAAGCAGCUCUGUUUAAAAAAUGGAAACUAUCAUUUACUCAAGGAAACAUGAUGAAAUUGGCAGUGGAAGGAGAAAAUGAAAUGAUUGAUCUCGGAGAAAGAUAUCAGGCAAGAUUUCCAUCUCUAAUGCCAGAAGCUUUUAACAAUCAAACAUAUAAAUUUAGAUUCACUGCCACACAACGUACAGAAGAGAGUGCAAGACAUUUUGCUGUUGGUUUAUUUGGUUGGCAUAAUAGCAAAAAUGUUUGGUAUCCAUUACCAGUAUAUCGAGAUCGAGUGAUAAGAUUUUAUAAAGCUUGUCCUCGCUGGCGCCAAGAAGUUGACAAGAAUUUAGAUGCAAAAUUAGAGAAAACGAAAUUUUUGGAUAGCAAAAUUGUUAGAAAUAUGGUAGACAAUAUUAAGAAGCGCAUUGGUCUCAAUAUUGAUUAUGAAACUGUAAAUUUAAUGUACACAACGUGUGCUUUUGAAACUGCUUUAAAUCAAAAUAUAAUAUCUCCCUGGUGUAAAAUAUUUUCAUCAAAUGAUUUCAAAAUCUUUGAAUACAUAGAAGAUUUAGAAUUCUAUUGGAUCGACGGAUAUGGCUAUCCAUUGACUUAUGAGCAAGCGUGUGCUGUCUUAAAAGAUAUGUUUGAUUUCUUUGGAUCUAAUGAAGCGGCAGUGACAACAGCUUAUUUUACACAUUCUGGCACAAUUUUAAAAUUAAUAGCGUUACUCGGACUAGCCAAAGAUGCGCAUCCUUUAACGCAUGACUCCUUCGUAUUACGCAAGAAAGAAGAUAAAAGAGCUUGGAGGAGUAGUAUUAUUGAUACGUUUGCAACUAACAUGGCAUUUGUUUUGUAUGAUUGCGAAUAUUACGGACCCAGUGUCUUAUUCAUGCUUCAGGAACGACCGGUAUAUUUACCAGGCUGUCCGAAAGACAUGCCAUGUCCAUUAAAUAUUAUGAAAGCAAUAUAUCCAGAUCGCGAUGAAGAAUGUCAGUUUGAUGCUAUGUGCCAUAUAACAAAACAAGGCAAUUGAUGCAAAAAAAUAUUUUUGCAGUAAUGCCAUAUACAUAUGCAUAUG
Messenger RNA from Trachymyrmex septentrionalis, 1465 nucleotides. RefSeq names its product multiple inositol polyphosphate phosphatase 1-like. Gene Ontology annotation, molecular function: inositol phosphate phosphatase activity; acid phosphatase activity. The record is from RefSeq and is a predicted model, not a curated record. The transcript has 8 exons. Bases 86 to 1420 code for a protein of 444 amino acids. Lineage: Eukaryota; Metazoa; Arthropoda; Insecta; Hymenoptera; Formicidae.